Entrophospora sp. SA101 is the source of this 1833-nucleotide messenger RNA. The record is from the annotation of a GenBank genome assembly. Lineage: Eukaryota; Fungi; Glomeromycota; Glomeromycetes; Entrophosporales; Entrophosporaceae.
AUGGAAUAUGUCAAAAAAAGAAGGAAAAAGCUUGAAAAAAAAAAUAUCAAAGUUAAACCACCAGAACAACAACAAUACGUUACUAAUGAUAAGGAUGUUAAUAAAUCAUCUCUUGAUGAAUUAGCUAGUCUUGAUUAUGAUGAAGAAUUUCCAAGCGUGGAGGAAUUACAAAUAACUAGAGUUAUUGGUGUUCAUAGGACAUGGAUUGUUAUUUAUCAAUCGUCCACUUAUUUAAUGAUGUUUUUCACAACCAAAAUUAUUCGGCCUGAGUUUUCUAGGAAACCUUUUAUCUUCUAUUUAUUUUAUCUUUUAUUUGGUCUCAUCCCUACAGCAACAGAAGCAAUUACUAACAGGAUGUUUGACUUUCCGGUUUAUGACUCAGUGAAUGGAUUGAAAUGUAGUGUUUCUGAAUACAAGGAACAAAAAGUAUUUGGCACCUUUGGUUCUCAAUUAGGGACGUUUAUACCUAUUGCAUUCCUUAUUUUUACUGUAGCAGUUUACGGUACAAAAUCUGUGUUUGGCUAUAUGAAAACCUGCCUUAUUGAUGAUGUUGUUAUUCUCACGUCUUCUUUGGUGCCCAUGCUUUCAUGGUACAUUUUCGGUAAACCACUCUGGUAUAAUCUAAUUAAGAAGGAUACAGAUGAUUUAUAUAAGAUAACGGAAGAUUUUGUAAACAUUUAUGGAAAGAAUCUAAGUGCAAUCAACAAGGCUGAAUUUCUUGACAGGAUUAAUGAUAUUAAUGAAAACUUUAAUAAGGAGGUGGUUAAUAUUUUAAUAAUUACAGUAGUGAUCAUUAUUUGGAUUUAUUUAAUUCACUCUAUUGUACUCUUGUUUUAUACUUAUUCGGAAACUAAAUACUUUUAUGAUCAAUUUGAUGUAAAUGAUGAGCUUUAUACAAAUGAAAAUGGAACUGAGCUUUAUUAUGCUAAUUAUGAGGAUGAUAAUUCCAAGACAGGUCCUAUUAUUAGCACAAUUUUCAAUUCUUUACUUGUCACCAUUUUGACUCGUUCAAUUGCAUCAUUCUUUUCUAGCCAGGGAAUAGUCAAAGUCGAAGAUAUUGAUAAACAUUAUUAUAAAAAUUAUCGACAUGCAGUUUUUGCAAAAAUGAACGCUGAAAAUAUUCAACAUUUCAACCAUUUUUAUAAGAGUGAUUUCUACGACAAAGAUGACACUUUGGAGGGGAGAGAGUUGAAAAGGUAUAAAGUCGAUUCUGUAGACGGAUAUGUUUAUGUUACGGAGGAACCUGAUUCCGAGAAACCUGAUUCCAAGGAACCUUUAUACUAUUAUGUUUUGACUAAUAAUAAAUCUGUAUAUUUUCGUGUGCUUAAAAUGGUAUCGGAAGAUGAGGACAAUGGCAGUUGGAGUUGGAAAUCAUUAUUAUUAUUAUUUAAAAACAAGGAGGAAGAACGCAUUAAAAGGCAAGUCAAGAAAGCGAUACGUAAACUUAUAAAGGAAGACAAGGAGACGGAAGUUGACAAGAAAGUCAAAAGUUGCGUGAAACAUUAUUGUGAAGGAGUCAAACAAAAAGAAGAUACAUUUAUUCUAAAAGUGGAUCAGGAACUAAAAAAAAAGGAAAUGAGUAGGCUUAUUACAGAUGUCCUAAAAAAAAAUAACAUUCCUGUAAAAGAGGAAGAAGAUGAUGACAUGAUUGACAAAAAUAAAGAUUGGAAAAUCGAAGGUUACGUGCUGGUCAAUGUGCUUCAAACAGGAUUUCUUAAUUAUAUUUUUUACUCUCAUCGUGUUUCUGAAAAAAAUAAACCUAUUUCUAAGGUUGACAACAAACCUACUCCUGAAGAAGAUAUUGAAGAUGAUAUUAAAGAUGAUAUAGUUUAA